AUGGAGAUGUUUUCUGCCCGAAUGUCAUCCAACGGCCAGGACGGUUCAGCCGGGGAAUCCACUUACAGUUUCGGUAGAGCAAAUAAGAGACCCAACAAUGGGAUCAUUCGACUUCGAGGUCGUUCCGUAGAAGUUCUUGAACAACACGUCGGUAAUGUUCAUCUUCGACGGGAACUCCUCACAACGAGUGGCGUUCUUCUCUCCAUAGCACUGAUCGAUCUUGAUGGCGCCAUCGUUGUUGAUGUUGCCGAAAGUGUCAUACGUGACAUUGCGUACGUAUCCCGAGCCGCCGCCACCUCCAAGACCAGGCUGGAAAUCAGUCUCCGACCCGGGCCAGACCUUGAGUCUGGCGCCAUCGGUAGCAUUGCUCAGAGUGACAUUGUAGAUGUACAAAUUCUCAACGAUGUCGAAAUACUCGGGGUACUGGCCCAGAGAGCCGACCGAGAUGCCGUGUGA
Molecule: messenger RNA, 456 nt
Organism: Clonostachys solani
Lineage: Eukaryota; Fungi; Ascomycota; Sordariomycetes; Hypocreales; Bionectriaceae
Source: the annotation of a GenBank genome assembly